Molecule: messenger RNA, 6739 nt
Organism: Coturnix japonica (Japanese quail)
Lineage: Eukaryota; Metazoa; Chordata; Aves; Galliformes; Phasianidae
Product: transmembrane protein 132B-like
Source: RefSeq, a predicted model, not a curated record
UCGUGUGCGGAGCUCUCGCUCAGCGUCCCGUCCCCGCAGGUGAGCGGGGGGCAGCGGAGCCAUGCGGCGGUGAGAGCGGGGCGGUGGGGCCGUGCCCCCCCCCCAUCCCCUGUCCCCGUCCCCAUCCCCAUCCCCAUCCCCACCCCCGCGGGGCUCCGGAGCGGGGGAGCGGCGGGGGAGUGGUUACCGGCGGCGCCGCGACACCCCCGGCCCCCGCCCGCCCCGCGCCCAUAAAUCAGCACCAUGAUGACUACUACUGGGCAUGGAGCGACGAGGAUGCUCCCCCCGGGCCCCGCGCUGCUCCUGCCGCCGCUGCUGCUCCUCUGCCGAGUGGUGGAGAGCCGAGGAGGGAUCAUGGACAGCGUGCAGAGGUUCUCAAACCUGCCGACGUACCUCCCCGCCAGCUAUCACAUCUGCAAUGCUGAUGUUUUCUUCUUCCUUAAGGAAACCAACCAGGACAUCACCAGGAACUCCAGUUUGCAGUCCAGGGUGGAUUCAUUCAUUAUAUACAAAUCCAAACUGCCUCCCGUCCUAAAUGCCACGUACGGACCCUUUUCUGUGGAACAGGCUGUUCCUUUGGACCUCAUGUUGUCUUCUACAUCUUUUGGUUUCACGAAUGAAUUCACUUUUAAUUGGAAAUUAAAAUCGCACAUAAUAGACAGCUCAAUUUAUUCCAACAAACCUAAAAUACAAACCUUGUUCUAUAUUGCGGGGAGAGACUGGGAUGACUAUGACCCUGAGGAGAGGUUGCCUUGUGUGAAGAUGUUUGCUUUCCUGGAAUCUAGAGAAGUGGUGGCCAGCUGCAGGUUGACAGGCCAACUGGGGUUAUGUGUUGCAGAGCUGGAGUUGUCUCCCAGCUGGUUCAGCUCCCCUCCACCCCUGGUUUCAGAGGAUACAGCCCCCCUGGAAGGGAUUACUGUAGAGCUCUUCUAUAAGAUUUAUACAGCAGAUGGGGAAUGUUCUCCAGAGGAUGAAAAGUGGGAGAACAAUAUUCACGCGGAUCAAGAGAACGAACAGAAGGCUUUGCCAGCUAUGGAGAGGAUUGGUAGCAUUGUUGUUUACCCAAAUCAAGACACAUUAAAACAGUCUUCAUUGAGGUUAGAUGAGAAUGUUGUAAUCCGCUUGCCACUCAGCCCGGUCAGAGAAGGGGAUGUUGUGACCUUCCAUGUCUCCCUGGCAGAUGACUCUCUGGCAGACCAGUUUGUAUUAAGAAUUAGAACAGCCCCAGGUGUGAAGAUCCUGGAUGUCAGAGUCAGUGAUGCGGACCAGUGGGGAGUUCAAGAGGAGACUGAUAGCGCCAGGACCACUGCCACGAUCACCUGCAUGCACAAUGAUCCGGACCCAGAGAGCAGAGCAAACAUCACCUCCUAUGAGAUCCUGCAGAUGGACUUUGAGAUCGACAACACCAGCAGCCCGGCGGGGGCUCAGCAAAUCACCUGGCAGGUGGAAUACCCUCGAGACGAUUCUCUGAGUGAACUGAUGGUCUCUGAGAUCUUUGUCAGCCGAACGUUGUUUGCUGGAAUCGUUCCUCUUGCCAUGGACACAGAAGUCCUUAAUACGGCCAUCCUGACGGGCAAAACGGUGUCAGUUCCAGUCAAGGUUGUUGCAGUGCAAGAGGAUGGGUCGGUCGUUGAUGUUUCAGAGUCCACUGAGUGCAAAUCAGCUGAUGAAGACGUCAUAAAGGUUUCUGACAGAUGUGACUCCGUCUUCGUUAAUGGCAAGGAAAUGAAAAGCAAAGUGGAUACUAUUGUUAACUUCACUUAUGAGCAUUUUACCACCCAAUUAGAAGUGACGGUCUGGGUUCCGCGCCUACCGCUGCAGAUUGAGAUCUCCGAUACGGAGCUCAGCCAGAUCAAAGGCUGGAGGAUACCCGUCACCUCCAAUAAGAGGCCUACCCGUGACAGUGAGGAUGAAGAAGAUGAUGAGAAAAAAGGAAGAGGUUGCACUCUUCAGUAUCAGCAUGCCAUGGUGCGAGUCCUCACACAGUUUGUAGCCGAAUCCUCUGAGUUUGGAGGCUACCUGACCUAUAUGCUAGGCUCUGAGUGGCAGUUUGACAUCACUGACCUUGUGACUGAUUUCAUGAAGGUGGAAGAUCCCAGGAUUGCUAAGCUUCAAGAUGGUCGAGUUCUGGUGGGUCGGGAGCACGGCAUCACCACAGUCCAGGUUCUGUCACCUCUUUCUGAUUCCAUCCUGGCAGAGAAAACAGUGGUAGUUCUAGAUGACCGUGUAACUAUUACAGAUCUAGGAGUACAACUAGUUUCAGGCUUGUCCCUCUCCUUACAAAUCAGCAAAGGAAAUAAAAGAGCUAUUGUAUCCACCACCUCUGCACACGAUAUCCUUCAUACACCAAAACAGGAAGCCAUAGUCAGUGCUUGGAUUUUGUUCAGUGAUGGGUCAGUGACACCAUUAGAUAUUUAUGACUCAAAGGAUUUCUCAAUCACCAUCACUUCACUGGAUGAGAUGGUAGUAUCUGUACACCAGAAUCUUCAGUCAAAAUGGCCCGGGGUAGUGGCAGAAGGGGACGGUCAAGGACCUCUGAUUAAAAUUGAAAUGGUCAUCAGUGAACCAUGUCAGAAGACAAAGCGAAAGAGCAUUCUGGCUGUUGGAAAGGGAAACGUCAAAGUGAAGUUUGGUCAAAAAGAUUCUGAUCAAAAAGAAAGCACCAAUGACAUUGAUGAUACAGAUAAAGAUUUUAAAAGCCAUGCAAGCAAUUCCAUAGAAAAAACUGCAGAACAAGAGAGGACAGCACAAGAAUGGUCCAAAAAUGGAGUCCUUAGCGAGGACAAUGCAAACAAAAGCACAACUUUCAUAUCUCCCAUUGAGCAGGAUUCCCUGGAGGAUGACCAGCUCCAAAAUAACCCAACUGCCUUCACAGGUUUCCCUGCCCAAGUAGAAAUACCAGGAGAAAACAAUCCCAGUGAUCUCACAUUGACUUCGAGAGGAUUAACAGAUUUAGAGAUUGGCAUGUAUGCCCUGCUGUGUGUUUUCUGCUUAGCAAUCUUGGUCUUUUUGAUUAACUGCGUGGCAUUUGCUUGGAAAUACAGGCAUAAAAGGUUUGCCGUGAGUGAGCAAGGCAACAUCCCCCAUUCCCAUGAUUGGGUCUGGCUUGGAAAUGAGGUUGAACUGCUGGAGAACCCAGUUGACAUUUCACUCCCAUCUGAGGAGUGCACUACCAUGAUUGACAGAGGAAUGCAGUUUGAAGAAAGCAAUUUUCUCCUUAAUGGGAGUUCUCAGAAGACUCUUCAUAAUCAUAUCCUCAGAUCUUCUGAGUACCUUUGUGAAAAAGAAGUUAAAAGUGAACCUAUAAAUCCUUCUGGGCCAAAGCAGAAGCGAGUGAAGUUCACUUCCUACACAACAAUACUGCCGGAGGAUGGAGGCCCCUACACCAACUCAAUUCUGUUUGACAGUGAUGAUAAUAUUAAAUGGGUAUGCCAAGAUAUGAAUCUUGGUGAUUCCAAGGAACUUAGGGACUAUAUGGAAAGACUGCAAGACAAUAUGUAAAACUGCUUUCUUAUGUUUGUAAUCACCUUUAUGCCUUCUGUUUAUGGAUGGUGGAGCAGUCAGUCCAGUCAGCAAUAGCAACAAGACAGUUCAACCUUGGAGUUACUGAGAUGAUAAUCGGGCAUCACUGAGCAGGUACAAGAGGCUGGCUGAGUUAAACCUGUUUCACCACAAACCAGGAUGUGCCCCUAAAGCAGCUACCUGUAGGUGUUGAAGGUGUCACACAAGAUGGCUGUUUUUGUAUACUGCCUGGUACUAGCAAAAUGCUAAUACAACUACGCUCAGACUCAGAGGAGACUUCAUUUGUUUGUCAUCUCUCAUGAUAAAUGGUAAAUCAGAAAAGAAAGGGAUCUUUGUUUGCAUUGAUUUUUCUAGUUGUCAUUCUUUGUAAAGCACAGUGGACAUUUCUUGCUUACAGCCUGAAACAUGGCUUAUAUUAAAAGGGAUAUGAAUGAAUCUAAUCUUAUUGCCUACAUGCAAUGCAGCCAAGUAGUCUUACUGUUUUUUACACAUAUAAAAAAAAACCCCAUGUGGUUAAUUUCCUUUUGUAUUGUUUAUGAAUUUUAUUCGACUUAGGGAACAUUAUUUCCAUUGAUUUUUUUUUGUUUUUUUUGUUUCUGUUGUACCAAAGUGAAGUACAGUAAUAUUUAUAACAACUUAGGUUUUCCAUUCACCUGCAUCAGCUCCUAGAGCUACCUCCUUCACCACCGAUUAUCUUCCUUCCAUGUGACUAUAUGGGUCAUUAGAAACAUAGAAAGGUGUUAGAACUCUUACUGGGAAAGGGUUUUAUCUUACAGGGAACUGUAAAUACAAUAAUAAACAACCCCUGGAAUAUAAAAAUCGAGGAGCAACUCCAGAUUUACUUUUGUCAUUGCUUACAUGAAAACGUAACCUGCAAAGAAACAGCACAUACUUGAAAGGAAAACACAGCAGCUCGGUUGACAAUACACAUAAUCAGAAGGAGAAAGCCAAAUACGGUACUGAAAUGCAUAGAAUACGAAGGAGAUGUCCUAGCAAAGAAGCAAAGGCUUGGAAUCAGUGUUACGUAGUACUAAUAAAUAAAUACACUGAUGGUAGAGUUUAGCAGGACAUCAGACGAUGCCCCAGACACCCACUAAACCAUCACUGAUCAUAGGGCUGCUAAAAAGAAAACACACAAAUAAACUACAUUUAAGUCAUAUUUCAUUAAAAAGGGAGCAGGAAGGAAAAGGCCCACUGGGCACAUUAUAAAGUGACUAUCUACAGUUGUGACAAGGAAUACAUGCUGAGGAUUCAAAGCUGCCCUUGUGCAGGCAUUGCAUGUAUAUUUGUGUGGAAGAAUAACUGAAAUAUGUUGAAAAUUACAUUUAGAAGAAUGGUGAAGCUAUAUAAUGCUUAAAAAACCACCACCAUCACAACAAAGCACAGGUUCUUUUGAUGGAUAAGGUCUGAACUAUGACAACACUGCUUCCACAUUGCAAGAUAAAACCUUAAAUGUAUAACUCUGUUCUGAUAUUAGAACAGACCAGGUAGCCUUUACUCCAGCAAAUCAGGCAUUUGGAUCUGAAUCCACCACUGGGGACACGCUUAGAGUAACUACUGCAAAAUAGCAGAAUUUUAGAUAGUGAGACUAUAAAGCAAAAUGAGGACACCAGGCUUAUAAAAGUGAUUAAAGACUUUCACUUGCUGGCGUUGAACUGCGUAGUCAGGGAAAAGCAUCUGUUAUAAUCCAAUUUUAAGCAGAUAAAGUAAUGAGCCACCACGAUGCUUCCAUUUGAUAAGGGAUGCAGUACUUGUACUUCAGUGAAAUCUCAGAAUGUCUAACAAAUGUUUCCCUCCUCUUUAAAUGUGCCAGAUCUCAUGAGGAACCAUUAAUUCCUGCUAUGAUCCUUGUUAAUAAGAAUAGGGGAAGAAAACCCACCUUCUUAAGAUUUAGCAUCUCUUCCCAACAUGCUGUAAAUGGAGAGUGCUGUCCAGGUGCCCCAUGAGCUGCAGCAGCUCAGUGCCAUGCCCACCACCUCACAGUGAUUAAUGCUGUCCUAAUAUCCAGCCUGGUCCUCCCCUGUAUAAAUCAAUCACCAAUAAACCUGAACUAGAUGUGAGACAGCACGGCGAUGGUACUUGACCAGGACAAACAGCAUUGCUGUCUUCAUGAAUGCAUACCCAGCAGCUUACCAGUGUAACCAGGAUGCGCUGUGCUCAGCUCUGUAACACACUUCAGUGUGGCCAACAGUUCUGCCAACUGCAGCAGCAGAUGUUGAACUCUGGCCUCAGACACUAUGGCACAUUGAAUGGAGAGACCUACAGCUGUGCUCAUCUUCUGAAUUGAAAUCAAACAGCCACUCCUAAACUGUAAGGAAAAGAAUCGGUAAACAUGCAAGAAACUAGAAUUGUCUGAAAAAGAAUACAAACUAUACAGAUUAAUUAGAAUUGUGCUUCAGUAGGUGCCCAGGGAAGCAACACCUGUACAUCUAACACCGAGUAAACAGAACAUCUUAUUUAUAGCAUACAGAGAAGGCACUGCAAGGCAAGUUUCUUCACUUAAUAUUGAGGACAGAUAUUAUGUAGUAUGAAUGCACAUAGAAGAAACAAUCCAGCAAGCAAAGAGAGGGUUAAUGAAAAAUAGCGAGUUUGUGAACUGUAAAAACAGAGCUGAAGCCAGACCUUCAGCUCUUGUAAAUCAGAGCUUGGGCACUGAUGCCAGCUGAAGAGCUGGCAUUCAGAAAGCACAGAAGAGCUAGUGGUUUUCAUCUGUUUGGAACUGACUUCAUUCGAACAUCACACACAGCCUCACUCCAUGUGGCUUGUCUAUGCAUUCUUUCUCAUUUAAUAAGAAUUAAGGAAACCAGUGCCCUGCUCUCCUCUUGAUGUAGAACCACACAGAGUAACGUUUUGAGCUGCUGUUUCUUAAUUCAUAUUGGGGAAUGUACAAGAUAAUCCUACAGCCAUAUGACACAGUACAAACAGUCCAUGAUAGAGUGGGAAAAAAACUCCAAUAACUGUAUUUCAAGGUAGAGUACCCUAUGAAUGAAAUACCAUUUUUUCAUAGAGGAAAUGCUCUUUUCUGAAAUAUAUCAUGUGCACUACAUUGAAAUACACUAUAGUGUAUUGUGAAAUGCAUACAUUAACUGCUGAAUCUAUAACACUGAAUAUGUAUAUACAUCACACCCAAGAUGUUUAUACGAUAUAAUAAGUCUUAGAUGUAUAACAUAAUGAAUUCUGUACAAAAUAAACUGUAAGUUAAGACAAUGAAAGACAA